Messenger RNA from Aphidius gifuensis, 3162 nucleotides. Its product is annotated as glycine dehydrogenase (decarboxylating), mitochondrial. NCBI's taxonomy places the organism in Eukaryota, Metazoa, Arthropoda, Insecta, Hymenoptera, Braconidae. The record is from RefSeq and is a predicted model, not a curated record. The transcript is spliced from 9 exons. Gene Ontology annotation, biological process: glycine decarboxylation via glycine cleavage system. Gene Ontology annotation, molecular function: glycine binding; glycine dehydrogenase (decarboxylating) activity; pyridoxal phosphate binding. The coding region runs from base 154 to 3123 and encodes 989 amino acids. Gene Ontology annotation, cellular component: mitochondrion; glycine cleavage complex.
UCAAUUUUUAAUCGAAAAAUAAAUAAACUUGGGUCAUCAUUUGCUGAUACGACAGCACGUGAGUAUAAAAUCAUUAAACACAUUGAGAUAAUUUAGUUUGAAACACACUCUGGUCAUUGAAACUUUGAAUUUAAAUUUGUUGAAAAAAAAAAUAUGCAGUCUAUAUUAAAAAUAUCUCGAUAUUUAAAUUUUUUAAAAAUACAAAGAUUUAAAAAACACAGUGUUAGAAAAUUAUCGAGUAACGGAAAUUUUCAAAAAUUAUUUCCAGAUAAAAAUGAAUUUCAAGCACGACAUAUUGGACCAAGAGAUUUUGAACAAUUGGAAAUGUUAAAAACAAUUGGUUUUAAUUCACUUGAAGAAUUGACAAAAACUGCUGUACCUAGUAAUAUUAGACGUGAUGAAGAUUUAAAUAUCGACAAACCAAUGACCGAGUAUGAUUUGAUGAAAAGAAUAACAGAAAUAUCACAAAAAAAUAAAGUAUGGAGAUCAUACAUUGGAAUGGGUUAUUACAAUUGUUGUGUACCUCACACAAUAAUGAGAAAUAUAUUCGAAAAUCCAGGAUGGACAACUCAGUAUACACCAUAUCAGCCAGAGAUAGCACAAGGAAGAUUAGAAAGUUUAAUAAAUUACCAAACAAUGAUUUGUGAUAUGACCGGAAUGGAAGUUGCAAAUGCAUCUCUUCUUGAUGAGGGAACAUCUGCUGCAGAAGCACUUGCACUUGCAUAUCGUCACAAUAAAAGAAAAAAACUAUUUGUAUCAGAUAAAGUACAUCCACAAACAAUAAGUGUUAUAUCAACAAGAAUAAAUUCACUUGGUCUUGAUCUUGAAAUUGGUGAUGUAUUUAAUGUUGAUACUAGUCAAAAAAAUAUUGCUGGUAUAUUGCUACAGUAUCCAGAUACAACUGGUGCAAUAUAUGAUUAUGAAAAAAUUGUUAAACAAGCACAUGAUGAUGGUACACUUGUUUGUGCAGCAACAGAUUUACUGGCACUUGCAAUAAUACGUCCACCUGGUGAAUUUGAUGUUGAUAUUUGUGUAGGAACAAGUCAACGUUUUGGUGUACCACUUGGUUACGGUGGACCACAUGCUGGAUUUUUUGCAUGUCGUCAAAAAUUAGUUAGACUAAUGCCAGGUAGAAUGAUUGGUGUGACAAUUGACACUGAUGGAAACAAUGCAUAUCGUCUUGCACUACAAACACGUGAACAACACAUCAGAAGAGACAAAGCAACUAGUAAUAUUUGUACAGCACAAGCUUUACUAGCAAAUAUGUCAGCAAUGUAUGCUGUCUAUCAUGGUCCUGAUGGUAUUAAAAAUAUAUCACAAAGAAUUAAUUAUUUAACAAAAAUACUUGCCAAAGGUUUACAGUCAUCUGGACAUGAAAUUUAUAAUGAAGCAUAUUUUGAUACAAUAACAGUAUCACCAAAUAUAAAACAAUCAAUCAUUAAAAAUAAUGCUGAGAAUAAAAAUAUCAACUUACGUUAUAAUCAAGAUGGUUCUAUUGGUAUAUCAUUGGAUGAGACAACAGUUAUUAAUGAUGUCAAUGAUUUACUUGAAAUAUUUAAUGUAAAUAAAAGUGUUGAAAGUAUUGUUGAUGAUAUAAAAAAUAUUGAUGAUGAUAAUACAAUAAUAUUUAAACGUAAAACAUUAUAUUUACAACAUUCUGUAUUUAAUAUACAUCAUUCAGAAACAAGAAUUGUUAGAUAUAUGAAAUCAUUAGAAAAUAAAGAUGUAUCAUUGGUACACAGUAUGAUACCAUUGGGUUCAUGUACAAUGAAAUUAAAUUCAACAACUGAAAUGAUGCCAUGUAGUUUAUCUGGUUUUACAAAUAUUCAUCCAUUUGUACCAGUUGAACAAGCACAAGGUUAUAAAAUAUUAUUCAAAGAAUUAAAAAAUGAUCUUUGUUCAAUAACUGGCUAUGAUGAUAUUAGUUUUCAGCCAAAUAGUGGUGCACAAGGUGAAUAUGCUGGUUUACGUGCAAUUCAAUGUUAUCAUGAAUCACGUGGUGAUUAUAAUCGUAAAGUAUGUUUAAUACCAAUAUCAGCACAUGGUACAAAUCCAGCAUCAGCACAAAUGGCUGGUAUGCAAGUUGAGCCAAUAUAUGUUAAAAAAGAUGGUUCAGUUGAUACUGUACAUUUAAAAAAUAUGAUUGAUGAAUAUAAAAAUUCAUUGUCAUGUUUAAUGAUAACAUAUCCAUCAACAAAUGGUGUAUUUGAAGAGACAAUUGGUGAUGUUUGUGAUAUGGUACAUAAAGCUGGUGGACAAGUUUAUUUAGAUGGUGCUAAUAUGAAUGCACAAGUUGGUCUUUGUAGACCUGGUGAUUAUGGAAGUGAUGUAUCACAUUUAAAUCUUCAUAAAACAUUUUGUAUACCGCAUGGUGGUGGUGGACCUGGAAUGGGACCAAUUGGAGUAAAACGACAUUUAAUGCCUUUUUUACCUGGACAUCCAAUUAUUAAUUCAGCAAAUGAUACAAAUGAAUUAACACCGGGUCUUGGUGCAGUAUCAGCAGCUCCAUAUGGCUCAUCAGCAAUACUGCCAAUAUCAUGGGCGUAUAUUAAAUUAAUGGGAGCUAAAGGUUUACGUAAAGCAACACAAGUUGCUAUUUUAAAUGCAAAUUAUAUGAGCAAAAGAUUAGAGAAUUAUUACAAGACACUUUAUAAAGGUGACAGUGGUCUUGUUGCACAUGAAUUUAUACUUGACAUUAGAGAUUUUAAAAAAACAGCAAAUAUUGAAGCUGUUGAUAUUGCCAAGAGACUUAUGGACUAUGGUUUUCAUGCACCAACAAUGAGUUGGCCAGUUACUGGUACACUUAUGGUUGAACCAACUGAAUCUGAAGAUAAAUUAGAACUUGAUAGAUUUUGUGAUGCUUUGAUAUCUAUUAGAAAAGAAAUUCAAGAUAUUGAAAAUGGAAAAUUAGAUAUUGAAAAUAAUCCAAUUAAAAUGUCACCACAUACACAAAAACAAGUUAUAAAUACACAAUGGGAUAGACCAUAUUCAAGAGAGCUAGCUGCAUUUCCAGUGUCAUUUUCUAAAGUUCCAAAAAUAUGGCCAAGUGUAGGAAGAAUUGAUGAUAUUUAUGGUGAUAAAAAUUUAUUUUGCACAUGUCCACCAAUUUUACCUCAACAAUAAAAUAAUAAUAGACUGUGCCCCAUUAGCCUCAGGAAUUUG